AAAGUAUUAGUUAUGGGAUAAUCCAAACACUUUCCAUAUAUAUUAUAACUAGGAUUUGAGGAGGAGUCGGUUAUAUUGUUUGAAUGUUGCAAUAAAUGGCCAUUAUCGCAAGGGAACUUCUAAAGAGACAAUAUAUAGAACUCACAAAGGAUCCAUGUUCAAUGUUUUCUGUUGGAUUGGAAGAUGAUGAUAUUUUCAAAUGGCGUGUAUGUUUUGAAGGACCUCCCGAGACACCCUAUGAAGGAGGGAUUUUCAGUGUUAUUUUGACGUUUCCCGAAGAUUUCCCAAAUAGUCCACCACAAAUGUUAUUCGAGCAAGAAAUGUGGCAUCCAAACAUAUAUCCAGAUGGGAAAGUUUGCAUUAGCAUAUUACAUCCUCCGGGUACCGAUCGUUACAACGAACAAGAGAAACCAGAAGAGCGUUGGAGGCCAAUUUUUGGUGUUGAAAGCAUUUUGAUAAGUGUUAUUUCUAUGCUAGGUGAGCCAAAUCUUGAAUCACCUGCAAAUGUUGAUGCCGGAAUCCACCUUAAAUCUAACCCUGCAGAUUAUCGCAAAAAAGUCCAGAGGCUGGCACGGAAGACACUGGAAUGAUUUUAAAAUUACAUUUUAAGUUAUAAUGCA
Messenger RNA from Theileria equi strain WA, 620 nucleotides. Its product is annotated as ubiquitin-conjugating enzyme E2, putative. Bases 96 to 590 code for a protein of 164 amino acids. Gene Ontology annotation, biological process: protein polyubiquitination; ubiquitin-dependent protein catabolic process. The record is from RefSeq and is a predicted model, not a curated record. NCBI's taxonomy places the organism in Eukaryota, Apicomplexa, Aconoidasida, Piroplasmida, Theileriidae. Gene Ontology annotation, molecular function: ubiquitin conjugating enzyme activity. The transcript has 2 exons.